Molecule: messenger RNA, 2598 nt
Organism: Varanus komodoensis (Komodo dragon)
Lineage: Eukaryota; Metazoa; Chordata; Lepidosauria; Squamata; Varanidae
Gene: CNOT9
Product: CCR4-NOT transcription complex subunit 9
Exons: 8
Coding region: 159-1064 (301 amino acids)
Biological process (GO): negative regulation of translation; mRNA catabolic process
Cellular component (GO): CCR4-NOT complex; P-body; CCR4-NOT core complex
Source: RefSeq, a predicted model, not a curated record
GCUGAUGCCCAGAGAGAGGUCAGGGGUCACGGCAGUGGCAGGAGUAAAGACAGCAGCAGGGCUAGGAGGAGGAAGAGGCGGUGACUUCUGCUCAGAUCCAUGAUGGCGGCGACUGAGGUAGAAGCGGCCUCCUGAGCUUUGGUAAAGAACUUCCGACCAUGCACAGCUUGGCGACUGCCGCGCCUGUGCCAACGGCACUGGCUCAGGUUGAUCGAGAGAAGAUUUAUCAGUGGAUCAAUGAACUUUCUAGCCCUGAGACUCGUGAGAACGCACUGCUGGAAUUAAGUAAAAAGCGAGAGUCUGUCCCUGAUCUUGCCCCAAUGCUUUGGCACUCCUUCGGCACAAUUGCAGCUCUCUUACAGGAGAUUGUAAAUAUCUACCCAUCUAUAAAUCCACCAACUUUGACAGCUCAUCAGUCCAACAGAGUCUGCAAUGCUCUAGCACUUCUACAGUGUGUUGCGUCACAUCCAGAAACCAGGUCAGCCUUCCUCGCGGCUCACAUCCCUCUCUUCUUAUAUCCCUUCUUGCACACUGUCAGCAAGACUCGUCCCUUUGAGUAUCUACGACUCACAAGUCUUGGAGUAAUUGGGGCGCUAGUGAAGACAGAUGAGCAAGAAGUAAUCAACUUCUUACUGACGACAGAAAUUAUCCCUUUAUGCUUACGCAUCAUGGAGUCGGGCAGUGAACUUUCCAAAACGGUUGCUACUUUUAUUCUACAAAAAAUACUGUUGGAUGAUACGGGACUGGCUUACAUCUGUCAGACUUAUGAACGAUUUUCUCAUGUUGCAAUGAUAUUGGGUAAAAUGGUCCUGCAGCUUUCCAAGGAGCCUUCUGCCAGGUUGCUGAAACAUGUGGUCCGUUGUUACCUUCGCCUUUCUGAUAAUCCAAGAUGUAGGGCACGGGAAGCCCUCAGGCAGUGCCUUCCUGACCAGCUGAAAGACACCACCUUUGCCCAGGUUCUGAAAGACGACACAACCACCAAGCGUUGGCUGGCACAACUGGUCAAGAACCUGCAAGAAGGCCAAGUCACCGACCCCAGGGGCAUCCCCCUUCCUCCACAGUGACAGCCAAGGAGGUGGCAGAACCCAGGAGGAAAUAGCUCAGGUUUACAGAGAGCCAGGAACCAAUGACCUCUUCCAGAUCCUGUCAGGCAUGUGUGGACAGCUCCUUGGACUGACUGUCAAUGGUCACCUAGACUGCAGGCCCUUUCUAUAGCAACUUUUCACCAUGCCUCUGAGGAUUAUGACACCAGCAAACACAGUUGGGACAGAGAAGCCCUCUUUCAGGGCAUGAGCUUUGUCGUGAUGAUCAGAUGAGCACCAAGCUGGGCGGCGCUGCUGCAGCUAACAGCAUCUCUCCCGCUCUGGUUCAGUGUGGCAGGCUUGGGAAGUAUUCCUCAAUUUCCUUGUUGUUCAGUGUUUACAUGUAAGUUCAAUAAAGGUUGGUAUGGUCAUUUGACCUUCUUAGGAGUACCUUUUGAGCUUUAUCUGGCUCUUAAGCAGAGGGAGUCCAUUUCCCUUUUCCUGACUGGGAAUUUUGCUUUCGUAAGAGGAGCUUCAUGAUCUAUUCUUUUUGAUACGUUCAGCCUUUGUGGCUGGGCCCUUACAGUUUUAAAUCUGGUGAGAUUAUUAGAAGGUGCGGGCAAUAAGAUAGCAUAGCCUCACUUUCCUAAGGGAUAGCUCCUGAUAUGUCAGAAGGCAGUGAUUUCCCUUGGCCAUGCAGUAGGACAGUCCCUGCCUCUGUGACUGUAUUUGAACUCAUGCUAAAUGUUCCAUAGAUCGAACUCCACUAACUUCCUAGUCAGUAAGAUCCAGAAUGCCAGCAAGGCAUUCCUUUAAUAUUCAGACUGUGCCAGCAAGGGAAGAGUUGUUGUAUGGGUGCCAUGGCUUAGAACCUGCAAGCCAUGUGGCCUUCCACUUUGUUGCAGCCUGUGUGUCUGCUUAGUAUAAGGUAAACCCUAGGAAUGAGCAAAACAGACAGGGACCAAGAGCUAUUUCAGGCAGCUGUGAAUAGCUGCAGGUUUUUCAGCCUUGCGGGCUGGUGCUGGAAAGCAUAAUGGCUGCAAAAUGCAAGGGCUCUCGUGCUCUUUAUCUUCUUCCCCUGCUUCCAGGCUAAGUGCAUCCAGUUCAUUCAUUUUGAACCUGCCCAUGUUCAUUGGUGUCUGCCACAGCUGAGGAGCCAUUAAGCAGUCUGCAAAGGCAACCUAUUCCCUGCUCUCUAAAUGAAAGAGGCAAACAAAAAAGAAGUGGGGAAGCUGUUUGGGAUGGGGGGAACACCCGGGCUGUUUGUCAGUUGCACAACAAGGCUGGGAGCAGGUGGCUUCUGGUCCCUUGCCAUUUCCCUUGGCCUUGGCACCUGCUGCCCCUGCUUUGGGCUGGAACCUGUUUUUCCUUUCCCCCCUUUUUCUUUGUUGAUGGCUGGACAGGCCACUCCAAGAGUGUCUUAACUCUUCUUUCUCUUUCUCUCUCUAUGUGGACUGCUUUUACUCUUGCAGCGGCUCCCAGUUUUAUAACAGCCUUGUUUUUCCAUCCCUGCCUUGAGUGGACUUUACCAACUGCUUCUUGUUUUGUAACUUGAAUAAAAAAUAAGCCAAAUGAA